GAGUCUCCUUCAAUCUGCUGUUAGUAACUAACACACACACACGCACACACACACACACCGAGACUCAAUUACUGCCCAAUUCCCUUCUUUAUCACUCGUCCCCGACCUCUUUCAUAACCAAGGAAAACACUGAGGACGACAAGACGACCGCGCUCAAGUGAUAGUCGAACUAAAAAGCCACGUUGGAAAUAAGUAAAGUGUCGAAAGUAAAUAGAAGGUGUUGGGGCAGUUAUGUCAAAGAGCUGAAGACUUCUUCAACAAUAUGGAGUCUGGAGAGCGGCUGGCCUCCCCAGCGCCCACCCUGUCUGCUGCUCGCACCUCCUCCCCUGCGGCCUCUUCCUCCUCCUCCUCUUCUUCCUCUUCGUCAUCCCCUGCUCCCCACACUAAAAGCAGUUUGGCCCCGAGCCCCUCUGCACUGGGAUCCACCAUCAGCACCUCUGGCCGUCUGUUUGGAGCAGCGGGAGAGCAGCCCUUCAUCGGCUCCACGUUGUCAAGUGCCUUUCCACUGGUCAACCAUCCAGCCUUCGGAGCCCUCUACGCUGCUGGAGUAGGCCGGCCUGAGUUUGGAGGCCUCGGCUCCCUGGGUAUGUCUGCAGCUCUGGCUGCUCACCCCCAGCUAGGAGCCCUGUCAGAGUGGUGGCGAGCUGCCGAAGCUCAUGGACGAGGAGCAGCCGCUUAUCUUCCUUCCUUUAUUGGUUUCCCUCCUUACUUUACUCCCCAUAUACAACCCAACCACAGCUCCAGCCCUGUCCAGAUCAGGAUGCCCACUAAGAACAGCCACACUUCCCCAAAAGGAGUGAAUGGGGCGGUGAAUGGCAGUCCUGUCUGUCCUUCUUCAACACAAUCUGGGAGUUUCCCUGAAAGUCAGACCACUGUUCAGACAACCCCCAAAACAGCCAAGACGACAGACCUCUCCAAUUGUCACCGUAGCAGCCCACAGAGCAAGCCAGUGGAGCCAUCAGAAACGCUCAUUCAGAAACCGAAAGAGAAGAAACAACGGAAGAAACCAGCAAACAGUCUUGCAGGGAACAGUGAAUCAGGCACGUCUUCGGACAGCUCCAGUGAUGGCUCCAUCAGCAGUGAUCUCGAGGACCUCCCAGAGGAUGAUGAAGAGGACGAGGAUGAUGAUGAAGACGACGAGGCAGAAGACAGACAGAAUGACUUGUCGGACUCUGAGAAGCGUGCGAAGAAGAAAUCAAAGACACAAUCCACUGGUACCACAAAGACUGAUAAACACACUGGUUUGUCCAUGAUGGAUGGCAGCAAAGAUCCCCAGAUCCAGAAGGCUUCAGCUGACCCUCCAACUCUUGUUCCCCAAACCUGCUCUGUUUCCCCGCCAGCGAUGUCACAGACCUCCCCGCUGGCCCUGCAGGUCUCCAGGGCCAGGACAGAGGGCCCACAGAAGCAUUUUAGCGUCAUCCAGUCCACUGGUCUGGCUGCUAACUCAAAGCCACUGGCUCUCCUCACUCAGCCCAAUAGGGAGUCAUCAUGCACCCCUCCCAUCUCCCUGACUGCUUCCCCUAAACGACUGUCCAGCACAGCCUCUCCAAAACCUCCCAAACUGCUGCCCUCAUCCUCCCCCCAGCACCUGCCUCUCUCCCUAUGCUCGUCCCCCAAGCCAGUUUCGGUGCCCUCUCCACCAUGCUCAAAUCUCCCGAUGUCUACCUCCCCAAAACCUUUCGGCCUGACCUCAUCAGUAACAAGCCCCCAGAAGUCCUCGCCCAAGGCAGCUCAGUACACUGCUCCCACUUCUGCCAAAGCCAACAGAAGGAAACUGUUAGAAGCCUCGCUCGCGCAAAUCAAUGAAUUCAGACUGAAACAGACUCUCAUGUCCCAGGGGCAGACUUUUCCAGUUGAGCUAAAGAAGCAACAGCAGGGGCCAAACAAGUCUCCGAAGAGGAAGUCUUCACCACUACCACCUGCAACUCCACCUCAGAACAAUCACUCCAACCUUUUCCUCUCCAGUGCUCUACUGGGACUUUCUGAACCCCAUCACCCCAACGGAGUCAUCCAAAGCACCACUCAGGACGCACCUUUGGCCCUCAUCACCAAAUCUCGAAAGGAAUCUGCCUCUCAAAGCAAGUCCCCUGAACCAGACUCUGACGCAGGAUCGAUGCCUGUAAAUCUGAGCACGGGGACGAGCAGAACGCAUACACCUGCCCAGUCUGGGCUGCCGUCACAGCCUCCCUCUACCUCACCGCAUACUGCAGGCUGUGGACCCAGGAAGAGUAAAACCCUGAAAAGCAAAGGGCAGGCGCCUCUUGUGGGUCAAGGACCCGAACAAACGGGCAACUUGGCUGCCUGGAAAGGCUUCUCUCAGAACCACCUUGUACAGUCUUUAGUGGACUUAUUUCGAGGCGGAGAGUCUGGCAUCGGUAUUCCCGGUGUUGGUAUCCCUGGUGUUGGAAUUCCUGGCGUUGGCAUUCCUGGGACUUGUAAUCCAGCGGCUGGUCUGCCCGCAAACAAGGAAUCAGAUGACUCCGGAGAUGAUGAUGAUGAUGAGGACGACGAUGAUCUGGAAGAGGAAGAGGAUGAGGAGGACUCUGAUGAUAGCCUCUCAGAGUCUGACAGCAACUCUGACAGCGACAUCUCUGGAAAGAAAGCAAAGGAGUUGAAGCAUCCUGAGUCCGAUUCUACGAAAAAAGAGACUCACCGCAAGCAAACCAAAGGCGCUGAACUACUGAACACCUCAACCAAUCACACGGCCACCAGCUGCUCCCCACUCAACCUCCAGGUCAUCAAGAGUCCCACCAUCGUCACCAGCUCCAGUGCCUUGGCUUACCACAGCUCACCAGGGUCUUCCUCCUACAGCCUCGCCUCUCCAUUAGGUUUAGGAAAGAGGAAGCGAGUCAUGGAUGAGAAGGAAUUGAUGACACCUCUGGAGCUGGGGUGGCGCAGAGAGACAAAAAUCAAAUCUGUGGCCGGGCGUCCACAGGGCGAAGUGGCCUACUAUUCCCCGUGUGGCAAGAAACUGAGACAGUAUCCAGACGUCAUGAAGUAUCUAUCCAGAAAUGGAAUAAGUGGCAUCACGCGUGAUAAUUUUAGCUUCAGUGCAAAGAUCAGGGUUGGUGACUUCUAUGAAGCCAGAGAAGGACCCCAGGGGUUACAGUGGAGCCUUUUGAAGGAGGAAGAGGUCAUUCCUCGUAUUUUGGCUAUGGAAGGUCGGAGGGGACGCCCCCCAAAUUCUGAGCGUCAGCUAGCAGCGGAUGUCAAAGCUAAACGGAGAAAGGGACGACCUCCAAAUGUUGGGGAUCCACUCCUGCCAGAGGGGCCGAGUCCUAGUGAGGUUAAACUACUUCGCAAACUGGAGGCACAAGAAAUUGCUCGCCAGGCAGCCCAGAUGAAACUGAUGAGAAAACUGGAAAAGCAGGCGCUGGCACGGGCGGCCAAGGAAGCUCGGAAACAGCAGGCGAUCAUGGCCGCCGAGGAGAGGAGGAAGCAAAAAGAGCAGAUCAAGAUUCUCAAGCAGCAGGAAAAGAUCAAGCGUAUUCAGCAGAUUCGAAUGGAGAAGGAACUCAGGGCACAGCAAAUUUUAGAGGCGAAACGGAAAAAGAGAGAGGAGGCUGCCAAUGCUAAAAUACUGGAGGCUGAAAAACGAAUAAAAGAGAAGGAGAUGAGAAGACAGCAGGCUGAAAUUUUGAAACAUCAGGAGUUGGAGAGGCAUAGACUAGAUAUGGAGAGAGAGAGGAGGCGGCAACAUGUAAUGCUGAUGAAGGCGGUCGAGGCUCGCAAGAAAGCAGAGGAGCGCGAGCGAUUGCGGCAGGAGAAAAGGGAUGAGAAACGCAUAAACAAGGAGCGUAAACUGGAGCAACGCAGGCUGGAGCUGGAGAUAGCCAGGGAGUUGAAGAAGCCAAAUGAAGACAUGUGUCUGUCUGAUCAUAAGGCGCUUCCAGAGUUCUCCAGGAUCCCCGGACUGAUCCUUCCAGGACGUGCCGUUUCUGACUGCUUAAUGCUUAUGCAGUUCUUGCGGGGCUUCGGGAAGGUUUUAGGGCUGGACCUGAAUGCGGAUAUUCCCACUCUGGGUAUGCUUCAGGAGGGUCUGCUCAAUGUGGGCGACAGCAUGGGCCGUGUCCAAGACCUCCUGGUCAAGCUGCUGUCUUUGGCCGUCUGUGACCCCGGUUUACCACCAGGACAAAAGACUAAGACCAUGCUGGGAGACCACCUGACCAAUGUUGGCAUCAACAGGGAUAAUGUUUCUGAGGUGCUACAAAUGUACAUGGGGGCUCAUUGUGCCAACACUGACCUGGCACCCCUGGCACUCAGUUUGAAAACCAAAGCCUUCCAGGCUCACACUCCGGCCCAGAAGGCCUCCAUCCUGGGCUUCCUGGCCAACGAGCUGGCCUGUAGUAAAGCUGUCAUCAGUGAGAUCGAUAAAGGUCUUGAUCAGAUGGCAAACAUGAGGAAGGACAAAAUAAUUAUGGAAGGAAAACUGAAAAAAUUAAGGACAAUUCAUGCCAAACGCACUGGAAAGAGAGAGGCAAGCGUCGGUGUGGAGGAAAACCAAUGUGUUGGAACCCCCUCAUCUGCCAGUAAACGCAAACGAAAACUGGGAGACAGUGAUGAUGAUGACGAUGAUGAAGAAGACAGCGAUGACCAGGCAGAUGAAGAAGACGAUGAUGAUGAGGAAGAGAUGAAAAAAGUUAAAAAAGUCGAGACUUACGAUGAGGAUGAAGUCGAUCAAGCCACCAGCCUGGAAGAGUUGGAGAAGCAGAUAGAAAAGUUGGCCAAGCAACAUCACCAGACGAGAAGGAAGUUGUUUGAAAUUUCACAUUCCCUACGCUCCAUGAUGUACGGACAGGACCGAUAUCGUCGCCGAUACUGGGUUCUCCCUCACUGUGGGGGCGUCUUCAUCGAAGCCAUGGAGAGUGGAGAAGCUCCUGAAGAACUUGAGGAGGAGCGCCAAAGGAGGAGAAGAGCAGCUGAGGAGGUCAAAGUCAAAGAGGAACCUCAGGAGAUUGAGCUUCAGAAGGAGAAGUCCAAUUCCCUGGAGGCCCAUAAAGUACACAGCCCCGAGCCACAAAAGGGACUACAAGGCUCCAUAGCUAAACUGUGCACAAUCCAAGACAUCAAGGAGGCUGACAGAGAAAAUAUAAAGGUGGAGGACAAGGGUUGUCCCCUUGCGAGGCAGAAUGGCAGCCCUGUGGGUCCUCCUGUUGUCACAACCUCAGUUAUAUCCUCCCCUUCCCGUAGCACCUCUGAGCCUGCACUAGCAAGCCCUGCUUCCGUGGUUACUACUAAUGACACAACAAAUAUCCCAGCUCCAGCCUCCACUCCUUUAUCAGCAUUGUGCUUGCCAACCCAACAUGAAAGUCCCAGGAAUACGCCACCAGCCUCUUCACAAAUUCCAUCUCCACAUCUGUCCUUCCAAGCAAACGACCAGCUGCUAAGAGUGCUGACGGAGAGGAGUGGACACUGGUUUAGCCUGCUCCCUCGGAACCCCUGUGAUCUGUCCUCGCUCACUGCUACUCCGCCUGGAGCUCCCCGUGUGUCUCCUCAGGCUUCCUCCACACCUAACAAAUCUCGAUCUCCACCUCCAUCUCCUGCGCUGCCCCUGACACCUUCUGCUGCCUCUGCCUCGGCCAGCCCGAGUCACCCGACAGGACUGCUGCCCUAUCAACUAUCAGCCCUGCAGGCAAAAACCGGUGGAUCAUUACUCGGAGUUUCCUUUGGAAGCUGGUCCAGUGGCGUGCUAAGUCCCAGCCUGCCGUUGUGCAACAGCCCGAGUCCAAUGCCAUGUCAUUCUCUGGAGGGCAACACCGCAGCUAGUGUCUCCAGUAAGAGUGAAUCACCUUUGCCUUGCAUUGAGAAAACCUCAUCCAUGCCUUCACCUGCUCUGGAGAUUCCCAAAUCCCUGGAUUAUCCAACAGCACGGCCAAUCCCAGAGGAGAUGUUAACCGGCUGGUGGCGAGUGUCUGACAUUGAAGAGUUGCGGGCUCUAGCGGAGUCUCUGCACAGCCGUGGCAUCAGAGAGAAAGGCCUCCAGAGACAGAUCCAGAAAUACAUGGAGAUGAUUCCGCAGGUCUGCACCAAACACAAGGAUGUGGCCAUGAUCGAACUGCGUGAGCUGGAGGAGAGCCAGGUCAGCGUGGAGUCUGUGCGAGGCUGGUGUGUGGAGGAGCAGGCCAUGGAGAUGGACAUUGCUGUGCUGCAGCAGGUGGAAGAGCUGGAGAGGAAAGUCACAGCCGCAAGCCUGCAGGUCAAGCGGACUUCCCCCCUCCAGGGCUGGACCUACCCAGACCCCCAGUCUGAGCGUGAGGACUUGGUGUAUUAUGAGCACAAGCCCCCGACCAAAUCGACGUCGUCAUCCGCCAGCGGGAGCGACAAGGAUUCCAGGGAUCACCCAGAGGAGAGGGGGGAGAAGGGCGGGGUGAUGCGUCACCCGGACAAUCCACUGGACAUAGCAGUGACACGUCUGGCCGAUCUGGAGCGCAACAUCGAGAGAAGGUACCUGAGGAGCCCCUUAGGUACCACCAUUCAGAUCAGGCUGGAUAAUGUGGGUACGGUCACUGUCCCUGCCCCCGCCCCAUCCACUAGUGCUGACAGGGAAGGAUGUGAGGAGGAGGUGGCCCACGGCAUGAAGGUUUGGAGGAAAGCCCUGAGUGAAGUCCGCAGCGCCGCCCAGUUGGCAAUGUGUAUCCAGCAGCUGCAGAAGUCCAUCGCAUGGGAGCGCUCCAUCAUGAAAGUGUACUGUCAGAUUUGCAGGAAGGGUGAUAACGAGGACCUGCUCUUGCUGUGUGACGGCUGUGACAAAGGCUGUCACACUUACUGCCAUAAGCCCAAAAUCACCACUAUUCCAGAGGGAGACUGGUACUGCCCAGCCUGCAUUUCCAAGGCUAGUGGUCCCUCUCCCAAAAAGAAGACUCCUAGCAAACCGCCAGCCUCCGGUGCAGCUAAUGUAAAGAAGGGAGGUGAGGCGAAGAAAAACGGGAAGCAGGCCGGUAGUGGGGAGAUGUCAGAGGAGGACUCAACCAGCGCCAGCAGCACUCCUAAGAAAGCAGCGAAAGACAGCAACAAGAAGAGAAAAUCGGAGGAAACCUCACCUUCUCAGCCAGCAGUCAGUCAGGAAAACCCCACCUGCGUGAAGAGAGCAAAGACGGCUAGAGACAACAACAGGGAUCUGGGACUGUGCAGGGUUCUACUCGCUGAGUUGGAGAGACAUCAGGACGCCUGGCCUUUCCUCACUCCAGUCAACCUCAAGUCAGUUCCUGGGUACAAGAAGGUCAUCAAGAAACCCAUGGAUUUCUCCACCAUACGCGAGAAGCUAGUCAGCAGCCAGUACCAAAACCUGGAGACCUUUAUCAUUGACGUCAACUUAGUGUUUGAUAAUUGCGAAAAAUUCAAUGAAGACAAUUCUGACAUUGGACGUGCUGGUCAUAACAUGAGGAAAUUUUUUGAGAAGCGCUGGACGGAGCUUCUGAAACAAACUAACUGAUCUUGCACCCAAAUUCUCUCUCUCCCUCCGGUCGUACCACUCGGCACUGGGUUACUUUAAUGGUGGAGUGUGGUUUCCGCUGGAUUCUAACAAAACUAGGAGUCCCGCUGUGCUUCGAGUGAGAUGGCCCAGUGAAAAUAAAAAAAAAAUGGUUACAUGAGGUGCGCUGGAUCAUUACAACAGGGAUAAAAGCCCCAAAGACUCGCGGAGAAAAAGGGCAUCAUAGUGCAAUACUAUUCCCUGACUCAGAACACUGCACUGAUUGAAUCCUCAACUGUCACUGAUGUGUCUGCGCUAGAAUACUUUCCACUACCUGUAAAUAUUUUCUUUUGUUAUUUAAACUAGUAUAGUGAAUGUAUUUAAUUUUGUAAUGAUUAUUUAUGAUUCAAGGUCCACUUCAUUUUCUAUGAAAAGGAAGGUCAGCUAAAUUUGAAAAGGAAUGUGUCUUUGUGUUAUAAUUUUCCUCCCAAAUAUCAAACAAAGCCAAGAAAAAAAGAAACUGUUUACACUGUUCAGUGCUUUGGAGCAUUCAAUGACUGUAAUCAUUUGUUCAAGCUGUUAAACUGCAUUUAUUUACAGGAGCAGCAGUUAGACAAUGGUGGUUCAUGUGUAUAUAUUGUUUAUUAAUGUCUAUAUAAUGUCUUGUUUGGAACGAUGUGUAAAAAUUGUUUAAGAAUAUUAAGAUAUUGUUUAUGCCUUAGAAUGAUUGUAGCAUUCUAUUUUAGUGAACGUGAUGGAAACAUUAUCAUAAAUAUUGUUUGUACAGUAUAUGACAUAUCCUCUGCAAACACUGUGGUAUCCUUAAUCUUGGUAGUGCCUACCCUUCCAACAGGGGCAUGUAGAGGAUGUUAAUGUUUUCAUUUUUACGACAUUAUUUUCUUUUUCUUUUUUUUAAUUUUAUUUCAAUCCAACAAGGCCUCCAAAGUUGGACUGUGACGCAGAUCCAAUUCCUCACCACAGAAAAGAGAAGAAAAAAAAAAAAAAACAUUGGGUGACGCUUCUGUAAUACAUUUCCUCACAAUCUGCCACAAUACCGAGGACCUACGGACAUUUGUGACCACUGUGUUGAACCUUGCUGUGUGUCGUGGCCUGAUGGAGGCAGCUAGAUUUUUUUGUACCCAAGUCAGAAGUACUUGAAGUUACUUUAUUUAAGAUAUUGUGGAAUAAAAGUAUCAUUCUUU
This is a messenger RNA of Synchiropus splendidus (mandarinfish), 8613 nucleotides long. Its product is annotated as bromodomain adjacent to zinc finger domain protein 2B-like. Gene Ontology annotation, molecular function: DNA binding; protein binding. The transcript has 38 exons. The record is from RefSeq and is a predicted model, not a curated record. Bases 263 to 7432 code for a protein of 2389 amino acids. Lineage: Eukaryota; Metazoa; Chordata; Actinopteri; Syngnathiformes; Callionymidae.